Messenger RNA from Lepus europaeus (European hare), 1079 nucleotides. It is a transcript of the gene PRELID3B, whose product is annotated as PRELI domain containing 3B. Gene Ontology annotation, molecular function: phosphatidic acid transfer activity. Gene Ontology annotation, biological process: phospholipid transport. NCBI's taxonomy places the organism in Eukaryota, Metazoa, Chordata, Mammalia, Lagomorpha, Leporidae. The record is from RefSeq and is a predicted model, not a curated record. Gene Ontology annotation, cellular component: mitochondrial intermembrane space. Bases 86 to 937 code for a protein of 283 amino acids. The transcript has 7 exons.
GCCGGGGGUGGGGCGGGGGCAGGUGUAGCCUCUUUGCCUCCUUGUGCCCUAGCGCCGCCCGGACAUCGCGCGGGCCGCCGGCACCAUGAAGAUCUGGACCUCGGAACACGUCUUCGACCACCCAUGGGAAACCGUUACAACGGCUGCCAUGCAGAAGUACCCGAACCCGAUGAACCCGAGCGUGGUUGGAGUGGACGUGCUGGACAGACACGUGGACCCGUCCGGAAGGCUGCACAGCCACAGGCUGCUGAGCACCGAGUGGGGCCUGCCCUCUGUCGUGAAGUCUAUUAUUGGUGCAGCAAGAACCAAAACAUAUGUGCAAGAACAUUCUGUAGUUGAUCCUGUAGAGAGAACCAUGGAGCUCAAAUCUACGAAUAUUUCAUUUACAAAUAUGGUUUCAGUAGAUGAGAGACUCAUAUACAAGCCACAUCCUCAGGACCCAGAAAAAACUGUCUUAACUCAAGAGGCCAUAAUCACUGUGAAAGGAGUCAGCCUGAGCAGCUACCUUGAAGGGCUGAUGGCAAGUACGAUAUCCUCCAAUGCCAGUAAAGGCCGAGAAGCGAUGGAGUGGGUGAUCCAUAAACUGAACGCCGAGAUUGGAGAACUGGCGGCGUCGGCGAGAGGGAGCAUCCGGGGCCCCGAUGGCGGCGGCGGCGUUCGCAGAGAAAUGACGGCCGUGCUCUCCGGGCCGAUGUGCAGGGCUGUCAGGACCAUCCGAGGUCGGUACUGUCCAAUGAGUCUCGGUUCUCCGGAGGCGUCUACACUGAAGGCGUCUACACUGGAGCUCCGCCCACUGUGGACCAAGCCCGAGCACAGCGCUGCGCCACGCUGUGGAUCCAGCAGCCUGCGGGAGAGAACUCACCGAGAGGGAUUCUACAGUUCUAAAGACGUUCAUUCGUGUAAAAUAACUUGCUCUGCCGAGAAGCCAGUGUUUUGAUUUGGUACUUAAAUGAUAUUUUUGGAAUGAACAUUUAGCACUACGAAUAUAUGACUCCAACAGAAAAUGCGAUUUUGCUACAUUGAGAGUACUGUAUUGAUUUGCCAAAGUUUUCUAACUUAGUAAAGCUACUCCUUCCGGA